CUACACCGGAACUGGCCUGUGGAGCUGGAGCAGGACUCCUCGCAAUUCCCAUCAUUCGCCAAAGGGCUGCUUCUCCCAGCUCGCUUCCAACUACAUAGCCAUUUACUUGUUAACCUGCACAGGGAAUGUAGAAUGGCCGUGGCGUUCGGGAAGCUCGUCGUCGGCGCCUUUGUGGAAAUAAAGCGUAGUGAUGGACGCAUACAUGAGGCGAUGGUGACAUCUCUGAACGAGGACAAUGAGAGCGUCACGGUGGAGUGGGAGGAGAAAGGAGACACAAAAGGGAAAGAGAUUGAUUUGGAGAGUAUAUUUUCACUUAACGCCGAUAUGUGUCCAGAUGAAGAAAUUGUCCGGAGUCCAGAGACUCCCCCUCCUACUACAGGUGUAAAGGUCAAUAAAAUAGCAAAGAACCGUGGGACGAUAGCACCUUCAAAGAUUGACACUCCAUCCAGGGACAGUAGAGUGAUUCUGACUCAGGCCCGACCCCAUCAGUCUCAACACGCUGAAUCAGCAGCACUGCCCCCUCCAUCACAGCAGGCUCUGCCUCCCCACGCUCCCACACAGCAACAGCUGCAGAAUGAGUCUUUACAUCAGCCGCUUACCAGAAAGGAGAUUGGACAACUUUCGAGGAGGAAGUCAAACUGUGUGAAGGAGGUGGAGAAGCUGCAGGAGAAAAGGGAGAAGCGUCGGCUCCAGCAACAGGAGCUGAGGGAGAAGAGGGCUCAGGAGGUGGACACAACCAUUCCUAAUUUUGAGAUCAUGUGCAUGAUUAGGGAUUUCCGUGCAAGUCUAGACUACCGACCUCUGACUGCAGCAGACCUGAUUGAAGAACACAGAAUAUGUGUAUGUGUGAGGAAGCGUCCACUGAACAGGAAAGAGCUCACCAUGAAGGAUUUGGACGUGAUAACCAUUCCCAGUAAAGACGUGGUGAUGGUACACGAACCUAAACAGAAGGUGGACCUGACUCGCUUCCUGGAGAACCAAACCUUCCGCUUCGACUACGCUUUUGAUGACGCCACAACCAAUGAGAUUGUUUACAGGUUCACUGCCAGACCAUUAGUGGAGACCAUAUUUGAGAGGGGCAUGGCCACCUGCUUCGCCUAUGGGCAAACAGGAAGUGGUAAAACUCAUACAAUGGGUGGAGAUUUUUCUGGGAAGAACCAAGACUGCUCGAAAGGAAUUUACGCAUUGGCUGCUCGGGAUGUAUUUCUCAUGUUGAAGAAACCCAAUUACAAGAAACUAGAGCUACAAGUGUAUGCGACCUUUUUUGAAAUCUACAGUGGAAAGGUGUUUGACCUGCUGAAUCGCAAAACCAAACUGAGAGUGCUGGAGGACCGGAAGCAGCAAGUGCAGGUGGUGGGGCUUCAGGAGAAGGAGGUCAAGUGCACAGAGGAUGUCCUGAAGCUCAUAGACUUGGGUAACAGCUGCAGGACGUCGGGGCAGACGUCGGCCAAUGCCCACUCGUCUCGCAGCCACGCCGUCUUCCAGAUUAUUCUUCGGAGGAAGGGAAAGUUGCACGGCAAGUUCUCCCUCAUCGACUUGGCCGGGAACGAGAGGGGUGCCGAUACUUCGAGCGCUGACCGCCAGACUCGCCUGGAGGGUGCGGAGAUCAACAAAAGCCUGCUGGCCCUCAAGGAGUGCAUCAGGGCUCUCGGCCGCAACAAGCCACAUACUCCUUUCCGAGCGAGCAAACUCACCCAGGUCCUGCGAGACUCCUUCAUUGGUGAAAAUUCCCGUACGUGCAUGAUUGCAACCAUCUCUCCCGGCAUGACAUCCUGCGAGAAUACCCUAAACACACUCCGCUACGCCAACAGAGUGAAGGAGUUUGGGAUUAGUCCGUCGGACAUCCCCUUCUCCCAGGGUGGUCAGGGGAGUCGCCCCGAGCACUCUCCGACCGAUACCUUUGACUAUGAUGACUUUGCUGCUACUCCCCCUGGCAGGGUGAAGGAACUUACUGUGGACCACAACCAGGUGACAGAGGGAGGCCGUGCCAACAUCCACGCCGUCACCCAGCUGGAGUUUUUAGAGGAAGAAUGGCAAAACAGUUCGCCACAGAGAGAUGACCUCAAACUGCUCUGUGAGCAGAAUGAAGAGGAAGUGUCUCCUCAGCUCUUUUCCUUCCACGAGGCUGUCUCUCAGUUGGUGGAAAUGGAGGAGCGGGUCCUAGAAGACCACCGGGCUGUUUUCCAGGAGUCCAUCAGGUGGCUGGAGGACGAGAAGGAGCUCUUGAAGAUGACAGAAGAGGAAGUAGACUACGACGUGGAAUCUUAUGCCACUCAGCUGGAGAAGAUCCUGGACCAGAAGAUAGACAUCCUCACUGAGCUCCGAGGUGUGACCGAGGCAGACUUACAUCGAAAGUGGAUUCCAUCAAAUCCCUCAACGCUGAUCUGUUCUCCUGCUUUGUUUUGUGCAGAUAACGUGAAGUCUUUCCGCUGUGCUCUCCAAGAGGAGGAGAAGGCCAGCAAGCAGAUCAACCCCAAGAGGCCACGUGCUCUUUAGACAAUAUGAGGAGGUUGGAAGAGAACCACUAGACAAAAGUUCGUUUGCCUGUGAAAGCACAAAUAAAAGGACUGACCAUCCCAACAGACUCAAACAAUCGCAACGGUUCUGACUCUUCAUAGAAACCUGAGACUGUGUUGCUUUGGUCUUGUUAGGAAAUUUAGAAAGAAAACCUGGGAAAUAAGUUUUUGUUUUUCUUCAUGGAGAAUGUUUAGCAUUCUUCUUAAAUUAUUUUCUUGAAUACUUGUUUGUACUUUUGAACUGAUUUGUUUUUUUUGGGGGGGGGGGGGUUUGCCACACAAAACCCAGUGUUUGGUUUCCGGUUGCCCUGGCUAACAUGUAGUCUGCUUGUGCACUGAUGUUAUGGCAUCCUCAUGCUUUUUGGCACUAUAUAGUCAUGUCUGAUAUGCAGUCUGUGUCUUCCCUCCCACAUUUUACCUGUGCGGAAGAAGCAGCGGAGCGAAAUAUUGUUAGCCUAAUAGCACAAGUCACCAUUCAAAUUAAGAUUGACUUGAAUUUUUUUUUCUUUGUAGAUUUCCAGAUCAUGAAGGUUGAAUUUGUUUUUGGUUUUUUUUCCCAUGUUUUCCGAAAACAUCCAAAAGUGACUCAGGCAAUUGUGCUAACGAUGUUUCUUGUGUCCCUGAAAAAGACGUUUAUGUGUAGUACGCUUCUAUUUGUGCCAUUUCAUGCUAUGCGGCAAUAGUUUCUAAACUUGAUGUUCAACAUUUUCCACCCAUUACACUUUUGUUAUAAAAACAACUGGGGAACACCUAACAAUAAAUGUAUAUUGAAGAACACUA
Molecule: messenger RNA, 3296 nt
Organism: Phyllopteryx taeniolatus (common seadragon)
Lineage: Eukaryota; Metazoa; Chordata; Actinopteri; Syngnathiformes; Syngnathidae
Product: kinesin-like protein KIF2A
Exons: 21
Coding region: 133-2496 (787 amino acids)
Biological process (GO): microtubule-based movement
Molecular function (GO): microtubule binding; microtubule motor activity; ATP binding
Source: RefSeq, a predicted model, not a curated record